AUGGAAACACCGUCAACAAUAAAGCAUUCAAACGGGAUAGUACGCAGACCCUCUCAAACUUCGGUACGGCUUGUCAAGCCGUCAGGCCGCUUGCCCCAGCUGCCCAUCGCCACGCGCGACCUCCACGGAUCCAACUCGCAUGAGAAAGUCAUAUUCCAACUGCCACUAUGCACAGUCCGGCAACUUCUACACAGUAAGACAAAAAAAAAUAUGACGGCAACCUCAAGCAUCUGCAAUUCAUGUGUUCAAUGGAACAAAAGCAUCUAUUGCUUUUGGAAGGUGACGCUAGGAAGUUCAAAGAUCUACAGCAAAUACUACGCUGCCUGGAGACAGAAGCAUGGAUCCAAAUGUCACAGAGAUGAGAAUAUCAUCUCCGUGCAGCAACGACAAAAAGGGCAUCACUACUAA
Trypanosoma rangeli is the source of this 408-nucleotide messenger RNA. RefSeq lists its product as uncharacterized. Bases 1 to 408 code for a protein of 135 amino acids. NCBI's taxonomy places the organism in Eukaryota, Euglenozoa, Kinetoplastea, Trypanosomatida, Trypanosomatidae. The record is from RefSeq and is a predicted model, not a curated record. The transcript has a single exon.